AUGUUCAAUGUGUGCAACUGUUGUGUUUCAGGAGUGGGUGUGCUGGCCAUGAUCAUAGUGGCAGUAUUUCUGGAUAACAUAGACAGAGAUCAGGCCCGGGAGUUCAGGGACAACAGGGAACCAUUCUGGAGCACCUUCCUGGCCACAUUCACACUCCUGAAGGACAAGAGACUCGUCAUUCUCAUCCCUUUGACCAUGUACAGUGGCUUUGAACAGAGUUUCCUCUCCGGUGAAUACACAAAGAACUAUGUGACCUGUGCAUUAGGAAUCCAUUAUGUUGGAUAUGCGAUGAUAUGUUUUGGAGCCGCAAAUUCGUUAUGUUCCUUUAUGUUUGGGAGGUUGGCAGAAUACACUGGAAGAGCCCCACUGUUUUGCGUGGCUGCAGUGACCAACUUUUCCUGUAUCCUGGCUCUGUUAUUCUGGAGGCCUCACCCAGACCAGCUGCCAGUGUUCUUUGUGUUUCCUGCCCUCUGGGGCCUGGCAGAUGCUGUGUGGCAGACACAAACCAACUCACUGUACGGGGUUCUCUUCCCCAGACAAAAAGAGGCAGCAUUCGCUAACUACCGUAUGUGGGAAUCCCUGGGAUUCGUUAUAGCCUUCGCCUACAGUACCUUCAUCUGUUUGGACAUCAAGCUCUACAUCCUCCUGGGAGUUCUGAUCCUCUCCAUGGUAACCUAUUUGUGGGUGGAGUUCCAAGAACGCAAGAAUCCUACUCUUCCAGUGGAGGAGGGAAUAUACGAUACAGACUUCUCAGCAAAGGGAGAUCACAUCCUCAAUCAGACCAGCUUGUAGACAAGACGUGGAUUUGUUAUGUACAGUAUGUGAGGGAAUGACACCUAGUGAGAGAGAUCUGGAGAUCACCAUUCUGCCACUGUCAUAUGCCAACCCCAAUGGGAGACUUUUCUAGUAUGACAAAAUGAGAGGUUUUGUGGAUCUCUAUAAAUGUAUUAUUCUCACAACAUCUUGACCCUGAAUUAUGUGUAUUCAUUUUCUCUGGUUGCACUUUUUAUGCAGAAUCCCUGUACAAUUCAGAUUUUUAAAAUUGAUUUUUAUUUUUAUGUCUUGGCUGCUAUGUUGAAUUCAAAUUACAUCGUGUUAUGCUAAACUUUAACUGAGAGUGGAAUACAGUACUGAGUCACUAAUGAAGCAGAUUACAAACUUGAAUCUACCAUGGAGUUAAAACUAUUUAAUAACCAGUUGUUCUGUAGUCCAAAGUCUUUGUGGCAACAAUACGAGUGGUAGAGCACAGCAGGGUCAUCACGAAUAAUGAAACUUCCCUUACAUAAUUGUUUUUGGCAUUACAAUGAGGCUACUCAGGGUGGCUCUGUGCUUCUUCAACCACAAGCAAAUGUUCAAUAAAAACAACUGAUUUACCUUUCA
Molecule: messenger RNA, 1380 nt
Organism: Salvelinus namaycush (lake trout)
Lineage: Eukaryota; Metazoa; Chordata; Actinopteri; Salmoniformes; Salmonidae
Product: protein unc-93 homolog A-like
Exons: 4
Coding region: 1-792 (263 amino acids)
Source: RefSeq, a predicted model, not a curated record